Didymodactylos carnosus is the source of this 585-nucleotide messenger RNA. The record is from the annotation of a GenBank genome assembly. NCBI's taxonomy places the organism in Eukaryota, Metazoa, Rotifera, Eurotatoria, Philodinida, Philodinidae.
AUGUAUGCUAGCGGUACUGAAUCAAACUUGAAUCCAGAUAUUGAAGUAAUUAGCUCGCCAAAGGGUGCUGGUGGUCUAACACGUGACGAGAUAUGGGCACAUUUUGAUGAUUAUGGUGAUGCUAAAACAGCUGGGCAUAAAAAAUGUAAAUGUAAAUAUUGUAAUACCUCAUUUCAAUUUGCAAAAUUACCGAUGAUGUAUCGGCACAUCUCACAUAAAUGUGAACACAUAUCAAGUAUCAAUCCAAAUGGUCUAAAAGAAAUACUUGUCAAGUUAAACAGUAGUACAACUGAUACUAGUAACAGUAAACGUCUGAAAGCCCAUCAUUUAACAUCAGCAACAGCAUCCAUAUCGUCUAAAUCAUUAAUAAUGACGACACCAAAAUGCAGUAAACAAUUGAACAUGGAUCAGUUCGGCACACGUGCUAUUUUACCAAGUGAAAAACAAUCAAUCGAUCGAACAUUAGUUCGAGCAUUUGUUAUGAAUGGAAUGUCAUUUAUGACUAUUGAUAAUAUUUUUUUCAAAGAAUUUUUACUUAAAUUAAAUCCUAUGUAUACUCCUCCAGAUAGAAAAAAAUUAUCUCGU